AUGACCACAAAAGCUGACCACUCAGACUCUGAAGAUGACGGUGAUUACGUUCCUCCUAUAGAUGAAGGCUCAGAUUCUGACCAUUCAAGUGAUGCUGGUGGUGAGGAUGAAACUAACCACAUAUCGUUACCUAGAGAAGAUCCUGAGUCCAAGAAGAAGGAACGAGAUGCAUUGUGGUCAAACUUUCAAGCCUCUGUGGCAGAAUCUUCGAAUCCUCGAAACCCAGUGUCAGUGUCGACGAGGGUAGUGAAAGUUGAAAGAAAGUUUUUAUUUGCGGGAAAGGAAGUUAUUGAUGUUGUUGAAGUACCCGAAGACACGCCUGAGGCCAAGAAAUGGCCGUUGUGGAAGGAGACUAUCGAAGAUUCGGCGAGCACUCCCGUUCAGAAUAGCAAAGAAUCUUCGUCGUCAUUUCCCAUAGCAUCUACGACGGAAUCCAUUCUAAAGGAUGAUAUGACGCCGGUUGGCACCCGUGCAUCGAAUGCCAAUACCGGGACUCUUUCUUCCAGCGUUUCAAUAUCAGACAAGCCUGCACCUAGGAAACCUGGACCUAGAAAGUCGAAAAUUACCCUGGCUCCUCUUCCGGGUCCUGCCAAAGCGAAGAAGAUGACGACGUUAGAGAAGUCUGCGAUGGAUUGGAAAAGGCACAUCCAGUCUCCAGAUGAAUCGGGCUCCUCAAUACAGGACGAGCUAGAGGCAAAUCGAAGGGCAGGUGGAUAUUUAGAGAAAGUGGACUUUCUCAAACGGGUGGAUGAACGCAAAGAAGAGACACUGGAGUCUUUGAAAAGUAACAAGCGACGCAGGCUUUAG
Molecule: messenger RNA, 807 nt
Organism: Psilocybe cubensis
Lineage: Eukaryota; Fungi; Basidiomycota; Agaricomycetes; Agaricales; Agrocybaceae
Exons: 4
Coding region: 1-807 (268 amino acids)
Source: RefSeq, a predicted model, not a curated record